Molecule: messenger RNA, 546 nt
Organism: Paramuricea clavata
Lineage: Eukaryota; Metazoa; Cnidaria; Anthozoa; Malacalcyonacea; Plexauridae
Source: the annotation of a GenBank genome assembly
AUGGUGGGAACUCCAGGGGCAUUAAGCAUGCAAGGAAGGCCAGUCAAAUGGAUCGAAUCGAUCGAUUCGAUCGAAUGGACACCAAUUAAUUCCAUUCGACAACCCACAGUCAAAUGGUGGGUAACUCCAUGGGCAUUAAGCAUCCAAGGAAGGCCAGUCGAAUGGAUCGAAUCGAUCGAUUCGAUCGAAUGGACACCAAUUAAUUCCAUUCGACAACCCACAGUCAAAUGGUGGGUAACUCCAGGGGCAUUAAGCAUGCAAGGAAGGCCAGUCAAAUGGAUCGAAUCGAUCGAUUCGAUCGAAUGGACACCAAUUAAUUCCAUUCGACAACCCACAGUCAAAUGGUGGUUAACCCCAUGGGCAUUAAGCAUGCAAGCAAGGCCAGUCGAAUGGAUCGAAUCGAUCGAUUCGAUCGAAUGGACACCAAUUAAUUCCAUUCGACAACCCACAGUCAAAUGGUGGGUAACUCCAUGGGCAUUAAGCAUGCAAGCAAGGCCAGUCGAAAUGGAUCAAAUCGAUCGAUUCGAUCGAAUGGACACCAAUUAA